Molecule: messenger RNA, 2744 nt
Organism: Meloidogyne enterolobii
Lineage: Eukaryota; Metazoa; Nematoda; Chromadorea; Rhabditida; Meloidogynidae
Source: the annotation of a GenBank genome assembly
UUAAAAUGGGUUUGCGGUACACUGGCCUGCUCCCUUCAGUCCAAAAUUGAGUCCCUUGCUUAAUUUUGAUGUCGGCUUGUCGAGCUCUUUGGACGGUCAUAUAGUUUGUCCAAAUCUGAGAAGGGGGAGCUAACGGAAUUUUACUCAAAAAAAAAUUUUUUAAAGGGGCAAUAGAUGUUAUAGUUGUUGAACAACCAGACGGGACAAUGUUGUCAACACCUUUUCAUGUUCGCUUUGGAAAAUAUGGAGUUUUUAAUUAUGACGAUAAGUAUGUUGAUAUACAAAUAAAUAAUGAAGAAAUUGAUUUAAAAAUGAAAUUGGGUGGGAAUGGUGUUGCUUUCUUUGUGGAAAAGUCGGAGGAGGAGACAGAAUUGCCUUCACAUUUGGAAACGAGUCCUUUGCCUGAUGAUAUUGUGGAAACUGAUGGGGCUGCUAGACUUACGCCUUCUGCAAAGGAAAGCAAAAGCCUUGUUGACCAAACUAGACCUUCUAAACGCUCGCCACGAAAGGAUUCUGCCGUUGUUAGACCUCGUAAAGGUUCAAGCAGUAGUGACGAUGAAUUGCCUUUGCAGAAGAGACCUCCACAACAACAAAGACAGAAAAAAAUGCUUCCAUUUUCCUUGUCAAUUUAUUCGUGUAGAAAAAACCGUUCACUUCCAGAUUUGUCAAUUUUACCUAGCGAUUACAACCAAAAUGAUAUAAAUUCACAAAUUGUUUCUGCUCGUGUACAGGUUGUUGGAGAAGGGGAAAAUGGAAAAAAGAAGAGUAAACACAAAAGGAAAGCAACUUUUGGCGCUAUUGAUAUGCAAAAAUUGAUUAAUGAAAAUAAUGUUUUUUCCAAAAAUGUAAAUGGAGGAGGCUUUCAUCAUUCUAAAUCUGCUUCGACUGCUCUCAAAAAUGUCACUGACACAGAUUUCAACUUGACUCCAGUUGAAAAAUCGUCUCCUUCGUCAAAUAGUGAACAACAACAAUCUUCACCAAUUUCUCCCAUUUCUCUACAAGAUGAUCAAAAAGAAGAAUCAAAACAAUCAAUUUCUCCAGAAUCUUCCACUAAAACGACAUUUUUUUGUUCUUCAGAUGAUGAUGAGGAAGACCCUAAUAAUUUGGAAAAUUCGAAAAAUAAUUUGCUUAAACCAUCAAAUGUUGGGAGUGAUAUAGCAGAUGGAGCUCUUUCUGACCCGGAAGUUGAUCGUCAAGGAAAUUCUCCUGAUAUGAAUGACCCAGAAUGGAAAUGGGGUGAAAUUCCAAAAUCUUCAAAAACUAAAGACUCUUCCAGAAGCACAACCAAGAAAAAUGAAAAACAAGGUCGUUGGAAUUGGUUUAGAUGGUCUAGACAACCCCAACAAGAGGAAGGGGAAGAAGCUACUGAUGGAGGGGAUAAAUUAAAUAAAAAUGAAGUUGUGAAUGAUAAAAAAGAAGAAGAAAAACAACAAGAAGGAAAGGGACUUUAUCUUCAAGAUUUGGGAAAUGACCCGGCAAAGUUGGAAAAAUAUUUUGGAACUAGAAGUGGGGCUAUGAGUAUUUCUUCAAAUGCUUCAAAUUUUGAUAGUGGAAAAGGUGUUUCUCUUGGUACAAGUCCUUCUUCUGCUAUGAGUAUAAAUGAUGAUAAUGAUACUGCUACAUUAACAGGAAUUGUGGUUGAUGGAAUGAAUAAACAACCAACGAGUAAUAGUCAAGCACAUUCUUUAGAAAAUUUGACUGUAACUGCUGAAAACAAUAUUGGAGCAACUCCAGCAACCUCAAUUUCCUCCCCUUCAACUUUGGAAAAAUCUAAAAAUGUACCAACAUCGAGAAGUCGAUUUGAUAGUGGAAAUUCUGAUGCUUCUUGUGCUACUGAUUUAAAUCUCAGUGAUGAAGAAUUUGUUGCUACUACAGCAGAGCAUUUAAUAUCCGCAGCUUCUAAAAAAUACAAACGUUCGUUGAGGUUGUCUAGUGAUCAAUUAAAAUUGUUAAAUUUGGAUUAUGGCUCGAAUGAUGCUAGGUUUAGUAUAACAACUAAAUUCCAGGGAACUGCUUGGUGUAGUUGUCACAUUUAUUUACUUCGUUGGUGUGAUAAAUUGGUAAUUUCUGAUAUUGAUGGAACAAUAACUAAAAGUGACGUUCUUGGACAUGUAAUACCUGCAAUUGGGGGAACUUGGGCACAUUCUGGUGUUGCUGAACUUUAUACAAGAAUUAAAAAUAAUGGUUAUCAAAUGGUUUACCUCUCAUCUCGUGCUAUCGGCCAAUCUCAUUACACAAAAACAUAUCUUCAAAGUAUUGCUCAAGGAUCUCAAACACUUCCAGAUGGUCCAGUUUUGCUUUCUCCAACUUCUGUAUUAAUGGCAUUUAAAAAAGAGGUAAUUGAACGUCGACCAGAAGAAUUUAAAAUUGCUUGUUUAAAUGACUUGAAAUCGCUUUUCCCCGUUGAUAGACCUUUUUUUGCUGGAUUUGGAAAUCGUGAAACGGAUGUAAAAUCGUAUAAAGCAGUAGAUAUUCCAUUGGAACGAAUUUUAAUUAUUGACCCUUCUGGAAUGCUUCGGCGUGCAGAUAAAAUUGGUUAUGUCUCCGAUUAUGUUAGUAUGGCUAUUGACACUGUUGAUUACAUCUUCCCUCCAAUUCCAUUUUUGGAGGAUACCAAAUUUUCUGACCCGUCAUUAAUGACUGAAUGCAGGUAUAAUUAUUUUUUAAUUUUAAUUAUUUUUUCCGGAAAAUGUAUAACUAUGAGUAUAGCUAUAAUUUUUCCGGAAAGGUGUAAAUUAAUUUAA